Hyla sarda is the source of this 860-nucleotide messenger RNA. Its product is annotated as ferritin heavy chain B. Gene Ontology annotation, molecular function: ferrous iron binding; ferric iron binding. Gene Ontology annotation, cellular component: cytoplasm. The transcript has 4 exons. Bases 165 to 695 code for a protein of 176 amino acids. NCBI's taxonomy places the organism in Eukaryota, Metazoa, Chordata, Amphibia, Anura, Hylidae. Gene Ontology annotation, biological process: iron ion transport; intracellular iron ion homeostasis. The record is from RefSeq and is a predicted model, not a curated record.
CCAUCAGACCAUCCCUGACUCUGAGCAGAGUUCUUGCUUCAACAGUGAUUGAACGGAACACUCUCUGAGUCCUCCGCGCCUUCCUCCAACCUCUACUUAUUCUGCAUUGAGACUUUUUUUUUUGCAACCUUUUUUUGCGCCACCAAAACCACCAAGAAGCCGAAAUGGAAUCCCAGGUGCGCCAGAACUUCCACCGCGAUUGCGAAGCUGCCAUCAACCGCAUGGUGAACUUGGAGCUGUAUGCCUCCUACACCUAUCUCUCUAUGUCCUUCUACUUUGACCGUGAUGAUGUAGCUCUUCAUAAUGUGGCGAAGUUCUUCAGAGAACAAAGCCAUGAAGAGAGAGAACAUUCCGAGAAGUUCCUGAAGUACCAGAACAAGCGCGGGGGUCGUGUUGUCCUGCAGGACAUCAAGAAACCUGAACGUGAUGAGUGGGCCAACACUCUGGAGGCCAUGCAGGCUGCUCUGCAGCUGGAGAAGACUGUGAACCAGGCUCUUCUGGAUCUUCACAAAGUGGCCUCUGACAAGGUUGACCCUCAGCUCUGUGACUUCUUGGAAUCUGAAUACCUGGAAGAACAGGUGAAGUCUAUGAAGCAGCUUGGAGACUACAUCACCAACCUGAAGCGCCUUGGGGUGCCCCAGAACGGCAUGGGCGAGUACCUGUUCGACAAGCACACCCUGGGAGAGAGCAGCUAAGAUGUCUCCUUCCUGGAUACCUCCAGUCUACUCUGCAUUAACAAUUCCUUGUCUAUCUGUGGAAUUCAUGUAACAUCCUGUAGUUUGCUAUUAAACCUUUGUUAUCUGAGCAGAGAUGGCCGUGCUUGUCAACAAGUUUUCCAAUAAAGUUUUUCUGCAUUUUAA